This is a messenger RNA of Symbiodinium sp. CCMP2456, 3879 nucleotides long. The record is from the annotation of a GenBank genome assembly. NCBI's taxonomy places the organism in Eukaryota, Dinophyceae, Suessiales, Symbiodiniaceae.
AUGGCUCGCGCCAAGUGCAAGCCCAGCGCCAUGAUCCGGGCAUGCAGAUACUGCCACAAAGGUAUUGGAUACUGGGCCCCAACACCUGCAGAAAUUCCCAAGCCUCUGCGGAAAUUAUCGCAGCCCAUUGUGCAGGCACUGCGCCUGUUUCAGGUCAACAUCGGUAAGCCAGAACGAGCAUUCCAAGGCUACCACGUGCACACAGCAGCCACUCGCUUUAGUUGGGAAGAGAGCACUGUGGAAGAGCGCCUUGCGGCUUUGCAAGGCCGGGACUGGCGACGAGGCCGAAAGGCUUACGAGUACUUGAUCAGUUGCGCGGACAGCUCCUACUCGGAGUUCUUGAAAGCACACACGAGCUUUCUGCGCCGCAGGAAGCGUGAUAUCGCUGCAGGAGAUGUGGAUCCGUGCCGAGCCAUCCCAUUCCUGCCGAUGAACUUCAUGGAGACGAUUGGCCUUGAAUGUGCAGUGUGGCCGCAUCUCUAUUGGACCACCCACAUGUGUGAAACUUUCAUCCGGAGUCAAGACAUUCGCCGGCAAAACCGCAGCCCGAACGCAGUCGCAGCGAACGUGAGCGAUAGUUCGGAUUCGGAUAGGUCGGAAGAUCCCGAGAUCGAGGAGCCGACGGGUGUGCAACAGAAACAGCGCCACAGCGCCAAGGGAAGCUUUUUGGCCAAAGUGUUGUCGUCCGUGAUCGGCUACGGCGCUGAUCGCGAGCUGAGCCAGUUCGUCUACGAUCUGUGGCUCUGGAGCUCGCUCGGUGCGGCAAAGCAUGUCCAAGGCACGACACUGCGGGGAGCGCUGGCGAGCAAGACGUUUUCCCCUGCGUACUGGCAAACACUACAUCAAGGGCUGGUCGAUUGCGUGUCGCAGAUCGGCUUUCCGCAUCUGUUCAUUACGAUCGCGCCUUACGAGCCCUCUGCACCGUACCAUGCUUGGAUCGAGGACGAGCUCUCCAAGAUGCUCCGCACGCGCACGAACUUGCCGGCUCCCGAAACCUUCCACCUCGCCCACCUUCUCCUGCAGGUCGCCGAAGGUCUCAUAUCUGGUACUAACCGGCAAGCAGCAGCGAAGAGUCGCAGGUGGACCGAGCAUGUUCUGGCGGCAGAAAAUCCAGAUAUCAAGACAGCGAUUCCUUGGCAACGAAUUCUGCGAGCAGACCUGCCGUGUGAAGAGCCCGAGCUUCGUGACUUGGUGGAAGGAUCACAGCUGGACUGGGACGACAGUGCUUGGCCGUUGCGCGAAGCACCCACUCAGUUCGAUUCGGAACAGAACCGCAUCUUGCUGCAGCAUCCGGCCGACGCCAAGGCUGCAAACGUCCGAGCUUGGAUGCCGGACGUCAUGGGGGCGAUGUGCUGCCACAUGGACGUUCAGACUGGCGACGGCCGUGAGCUUCUGCUUCAGUACGCGGCCAGUUACAGCGCCAAGUUCUCAGACCAGUUCGCCACAAGCUGGCUGAAUGAGGAAGCCACAGAUUAUCAUCUGGCGCGGCGCAUUCUCUCCGAGUACCAUCCCCUGGAACCGGAGAUGUGGUUGCAAUUGGCUGGUCAGACCUUCCGGCAGGUGGUCAUGACAGGGAUCGUGAGGCGGGUUAGCAUCAAGAUUCCAUGGAAAGAGUGGCCAGACCGUCAACUGGAGGCUUACAUGACAUGCACCUGGCGCCGCGAAGACCACAGCUUCCUCCAGUACUUGCGCCUCAGCAACAAGAACGGAAGCAGACGCAAGAACAAACGCAGGGUGCUGGUGGCGGCUUUGACGAGAAGCCGGAUGACCGACGAGUUCUAUGGACAGUGGCUCGUCCUGAACAUUCCUUUCCGGCAGGUGGACGAGCUGUGGGACGAACGUGUGGAACGAGUGCCCGAAGGCUACCGCAUGCUGGCCCUUUGCUUGUUAAAGAAGCCAGGCCUAUGGGAGCGGCCGCUCAAAGUGCGUGAGCAGCUCAAACUGGCAGGCUAUCGGGAAGCGCCCAUGAACAACAUCCUCGAAAUGCUGGUGGCCCACACGACCAUCAUCAAGGCUUACCUGUCGGGAUCCUUGAGGCUGGAAGAUGAUCCGUAUCCGCCAGUCGAGCAUGUGGCGGCACCAGAGCUGGGCUUUCGUGGACAGCUCGAGCCCGAACAGGCUGCAGUGCUCACGAACAUCAAGGAUACGGUCAUGUGGGCGCUUCGCCGGCGAUAUCCCGAUGAAGCAACUGCAGAAGCUCUGCAAGAAUACCUUGGAAGACCAGAAAGCCAGCGGCCUCGCAUCGCCAAGCCGUUGUGCGUGCUGGGGCCUGCAGGCAGCGGAAAAUCUACUUGCGUGCAGGUCGCCAUUCAACGGGCCGUGGAAGCGGGUGCUCACGUGGGAAUCGCUUGCCCGACAGGAAUGCUGGCCAGCAGCUAUCGCGAGAAAUUUCCAGAUCUCGACGUUGACACUUUGCACGGCAUGUUCCUCCUCCACAGGGAGCAGCACCACACCUGGGAAUGCAUGGCCAAUUACGAUAUGGUAGUGAUUGACGAGGUCGGGCAACUGUCGCAGAGAACCUUCGAGCGGAUCCUUUGGCUGUGGGACAAUGCGGAUCGAAGGCCAGCCCUGAUCUUCGUUGGCGACUUCCAUCAGCUGCGGGGCAUGGACGGCACGCGAGCAACGGACAGCCCACGGUGGCAACAUGUGGCGAAGCGCCAUCUGCGCACCAUGAGGCGCUGCAAAUGUGCAGAGCUGAAGUGGAAACUCGAGCUCCUCCGCACGGCCAAGCCUUCCCGAGAGCAGCUGCACCGCUUAAUUCGAGGGCAUCGGGCAAUGCCCGACAGGGGGCCCGGAUUUAGCCCGGAACCUACGAACCUCGACAUGGAAGGGAUGCUGGGGGAAUGGCCAGAUGCUACGUUCGUGACCGUGACGCGUCGGGCUGCAUCGGUUCUCAACGACUUAGCCGUGGAAGCUCUGUUCAAGGACGAACGACCCUGUGCUGUGGUCCCUGCCGAUUACGAGAGCAACUUGGAGAACUACGACCACUAUGGACAGCUUGUCGACUGCCAGCCGGUGUAUCUACCCAUCUACCUCAGCAUGCGUGUCACCUUGACCAGAAAUGUCAACAAAGGCAUCGGGUUUGUUAACGGCAUGGCAGCAACAGUGGUUGCCGUUCGAGGCACGGCGGUCGUUGUGCGCACGAAAGCUGGUCGCAUCUUGACCGUCUUCCCCAUGACCGACACGGAAGUGAUGAUCGGCGGAGCACCGUGCCGGAGCACCUGCUUGCCAUUGCGUCUUGGAUAUGCCACCACUCUCGUGAAAGUGCAAGGGGCGACACUCUCACGCGUGAUCCUCUGGCUGGACAAGGCAAACGUCGAGGCCGCCGGCUACGUCGCACUGUCACGUGUACAAAGAGAUGCGGACGAAAAGGAUCUGAUCGACGACCUGCCAGAGACUACGUCGUUUCAGUGCAACUCUUCGGCAGAAUCUGCAUGGAUACAUACCUUUCUGGACAAGCUGCAAGUGAUCGAUGCCGUGGCUGAGAUAAAGGACAGAAAUAAAACUGCGGCUGCAGGAGAACAUGCAACUCGGACUGUUCAUCGCCAGACGGCACUUCGUCUUUUGAUCGCCAUGCACGCAACUACUUUUGAAACCCAUCCGACCUUCCAUCGUCUCCUACCUUUCGCUGAUGACGAAAGCAUCAGCAAGCGUGCCUGGGAACAUCAGCUCUACGUGAUUCGAUCUCUCCUUCGUCUUGUACCUCAAGGUGACCGAACGGCAUCGCACAACUUCAUCCUCGGCUUCUACAAGGAUGUACUGCGGCGACAGCCAGCAUUGCGAGAUGCCUUACCUAACCCAGCUGAAGAAGAUAAGAGAAUCGACGAGUGGGCUGACAUCUUCCUGACGGCUGUGCACAGUGUGAUGAGAGCAGGCUGA